This is a messenger RNA of Symbiodinium sp. CCMP2592, 1149 nucleotides long. NCBI's taxonomy places the organism in Eukaryota, Dinophyceae, Suessiales, Symbiodiniaceae. The record is from the annotation of a GenBank genome assembly.
AUGCUGCGCAGCACACACGCGGCGGUGAGGCUACACUCGACCCGAGUGCUGGGUUGCUGCGUCGUGAAGCAAGCAAGUGCAGGAGAAGGUCAAGGCUACGCAGAGGCCCUGGUCUCAGCGAUGACUUUGGGAAAUCCUGAAGCUUGGGCACGGGACCGGGAAGAGUUGGCUGCCCGGUGUGCUGCUGUGGAUGUGCUGCACCUGCUUGCUGCCCAGGAGUCGCAGAAGCAACUCUUGCAAGACCUCUUGGGUCGCGCUGCGACAGUGCUGGAUGUGGGCCCCUCCAAAGGCACUUGGUCCAAUCUGGCUGAGUUCCUGAAGGUGGUCGCCAGGAACCAGUCUGCCUGCGUCGUCGUUUGCGAGCGUCUGGCCAGCCCCAAUCCGCUUGUGCGCCGGGCUGCUUUGGGUAUCCUGCCCCUGGUCUUCCAUGGCACAGCGGCAGAGACGGCGGAGACAACACAGGCCCUGCAGAGCUUGUCGUCUCACCAGAGCCCGGCGGUGAGGACGGCUGCCCUGGACGGCUUCGCAGCCCUAGCGCCCCGGGACGGCGCCUUGCGCAGCGGCGCACUGCAAGCUGCCGGCGCAGCUCUUUGCGAUAGCGAUGGUCGAGUCUGCGCACAGGCGGCAGGCAUGGUGCCCUUGCUGAUGACCCGCCGGGGCCAUCCCGAGACAGUCACGGCAGCUCUGAGGAGCUUGGCGGCGCCCAAGGCGCACAACCGCCGAGUCGGUGCAGAGGUCUUGGCACAAGUCGCCGCCCAGGAUGACCACUGCGUGACGAGAUCCCUAGGCCUCCGGCUGGAAGACCAGGAUGCCGGCGUCCGGAGUGCAGCAGGAAAAGGCCUGGCUGACUUGCUCGUCCUUUCGGACCGGAAGGACUUCUCCAGUCCUCCACUUGGCCUGCAAGAAGCGGUUCUGCGGAUGGGGCACGCGUCGCUGGACGUCCGUCGCACAGCCGUGGAGGCUUUGCGUCAGCUCUCCAAAAGCGAAGCAGCACGACCAUGGGUAGUGGCGGCUCUUUGCGAAUCCUGCGCUCACGAAAGCCUUUCCGUGCGCAGGACGGCUUUACAGGCCCUCCCCUGCGUCGCACGGCUCUCCGAUGAGCAGGUCAUAGCGAAUCUCCAGGCUCGCGGACAAGGGCCGAGGGUGUAG